Molecule: messenger RNA, 1246 nt
Organism: Sapajus apella (tufted capuchin)
Lineage: Eukaryota; Metazoa; Chordata; Mammalia; Primates; Cebidae
Gene: IL36RN
Product: interleukin 36 receptor antagonist
Exons: 5
Coding region: 60-527 (155 amino acids)
Biological process (GO): inflammatory response to antigenic stimulus; cellular response to lipopolysaccharide
Molecular function (GO): interleukin-1 receptor binding; cytokine activity
Source: RefSeq, a predicted model, not a curated record
CUUUCACCAGGAGAAAGGAGCAUUCUGAGGGGAGUCUACUACACCCUGCGGAGCUCAAGAUGGUCCUGAGUGGGGCGCUGUGCUUCCGAAUGAAGGACUCGGCAUUGAAGGUGCUUUAUCUGCAUAAUAACCAGCUUCUAGCUGGAGGGCUGCAUGCAGGGAAGGUCAUUAAAGGUGAAGAGAUCAGCGUGGUCCCCAAUCGGUGGCUGGAUGCCAGCCUGUCCCCCGUUAUCCUGGGCAUCCAGGGUGGGAGCCAGUGCCUGUCCUGUGGGGCGGGGCAGGAGCCGACUCUAACACUCGAGCCAGUGAACAUCAUGGAGCUCUACGCCGGUGCCAAGGAAUCCAAGAGCUUCACGUUCUACCGACGGGACCUGGGGCUCACCUCCAGCUUCGAAUCAGCUGCCUACCCGGGCUGGUUCCUGUGCACGGUGCCUGAAGCCGACCAGCCCGUCAGACUCACCCAGCUUCUCGAGAAUGCUGGCUGGGAUGCCCCCAUCACAGACUUCUACUUCCAGCAGUGUGACUAGGGCAACGUGACCCCCAGAACUGCCUGGGCAGAGCCAGCUCAGGCGAGGGGUGAGUGGAGGAGACCCAUGGCGGACGACCACUCUCUCUGCUCUGAAGACGCUCACCUUUGACUCACUGGGCACACAGCCACCUUCUCUUCUGAUUCCAUGUUUGGGUAAAAUCUGAGAUUUGGAACUCAUUCCACCAUCCCUCCUUGCUGGAUGGUACUACUGGUGUGGAACUUUGUAAAAACCACAUGGAGUAAACUAGUAAUAACAUGAAAAGCUUUCUAUGGGGGUGGGGUGGGAGAGUGAUGGGAAUCAUUCCUGCUUAAUGGUAACUGACCAGUGUUACCCUGAGCCCUGCAGGCCAAACCAUUCCUUAUAGGGUCACUAUAGCUCUCCACAUGAAGUCCUGUGCAGGAGAGCAAGGUGGUCAUAGAGUUAGGGACCCACAGCCCUCGGCCCAGCCCCGCGCCCUUCCGUAUAAUCCUGCCACUGUCAUAUGCUUCUUUUUUUCUCUCUCUACCCCCAUCCUCUCGCUGUGGGCAUGAAGAGGUGGCGAUAUCAGAGGAAAUGGCUUCAGCUCAGAAGAUAGAAGAUAAGCAGGGCAUGCUGAUCCUUUCUAAAAAAUCUAAAGUACAAGAAAAAUCCCAGAUGCUGGUCUCUAUUCCCCUGAAAAAGUGCUCAUGACAUAUGAGAAGAGCAACUUAAAAAGUGGCAUAUAUUGCAAUUAAUUU